AUGGUCCAGUGGUUGGAUCCAGUGCUAUUGCUGGCAACACUGCUGGUGACCUCUGGAAGUGCAGUGAAACGAGAGGAGUACGAGGUCAGCAUCAAACACGGUUCAUUCAAAAUUCACCAGAAGCACGUGAAUGCACGGCCUUUCAAGGAAAUCAGUCGGGAGGAGCAUGGAUCGAUUGGUCAGAACAAUCCGCAGAUUGGUUACAUGAAGGAAGCGUCGCUGACUGGGGAUGUGAUGCCGAUGGUGAAAAGUGAAUAUAGGCGUCCGGGCGAGAGAAUGUUAGGGAAAAAAAUUAAGCUAAUUGGGUACAGGAGUGGUGUCAAGUUCCUAGGACCGAAAGGAAGCCAUCGUGGAGUGAAAAAACUUCGCGGAAGCGGAAGUAAACCAGGAUGGCCCUAUAUGACUACAAUGGAAAUGGAGGAAGUAUCGACCGUUGUUACUCCAGUGCGGAAACCAUCCUUCACGGAUUUUGGCAGUAAGCUAACGAAGGAUUCUAAAAAACAAGUUCCACCCACUCGGCAACCUGAAACGGAUCAAGAUAAAUUGGUAACUACAACUCCUGGGUACGAAAAUUUUGUAACAUCGCAACAUACUGAAGCUGUUAAUAUGAUGCAUGCUGAGAUGGUUGUUCCGGGCUUGGAGGAAAUCGCUCCUCAAGCGACGCAAACUUCCAGUAAAGUCAAAUCGAAGUCUCGUGGUUCUGGGUCUAGGGUAAAUUCGGAAGAUAACGAUUUUCAGCGUACGACAAAAACUACUCCCGUCGAUAAGCCCGACGAGGCGAAGAACAACAUAAUCGUUGUAAGUCCUGUAACUCCAAAUGCGUUGUUCAACAAUCCCCAGCUUAGAGUUCCGUUCAACAGUGACAACACUGGGCCAGUUACGUUCACUCCUGCUCCCCGGGAAGAGACAUCGACAGCGUUAAUUCCUACCACCGGAACGGCGGCUCCUACAACGUUACCAACAACUCCGAGGAGCCUACCAUUGCAACUUCCCCCAGAGGACAACAAGGACGCCCUGUAUCUGUUGGUGAAGUACGAGAAACCUCGAGUUCCGGGUGGGAAACCAACCGCCAAUGUCUUAGAGGUCUUCGGUGGAGAGAACAAAAACGCACAGCGUAGUCGAGUUCGAACCAAUUUCGAACGUUCUGACUUCGCGUUUGGGUCGUCCGAAUUGCUAGAAAGUUUGAAGAACCUUAAUUUGAACAGUGUGGAGUCACUUCCGUCGGGUUACUCGGUUAGCGAAGAGUCAACGGAGGAUAAGGAAAGUGAAGUAACCACCCCUGCUCGUCCAGUAGGGAGUUCUCCUCAAAGUGAACAAUCGACAUCGAGUAUUGGUAAUAAUGACGUCAGAUUCAAUAAAAACGGAUCAACUGUGGAUCAAACAAAUACAGCCCGACAAACCGCGAAUUCUGCGUUUCAGCAAGAUCGGUUAGCUCAGAAAUACCUCGCACAGCAGAAAGAAAAUGCCAUUCAGCGGAAACGGCUCCAGCAAGUUGUUACCAGCGAGGCAGUGAAUAUGCUGACAGCUGGUCAACAGAAUGUAGCAGAAGAACCAGCGAUCGUGACGAAUCCAAAUAUUCUGCAGAAUCAAUUAACGGCUGAGGUCUAUCAGUCACCUCCUGACCGUCCAGUAGGGAGUUCUCCUCAAAGUGAACAACAAGCAGCGAAUUUUGGUACUAAUGACCCCCGAUACAAUGAAAACCAAUCAAAUGUGGAUCAAGCAAAUACUGUCGGAGUCUUCGAGGGUUAUGCGUUUCAGCAAGAUCGGUUAGCUCAGAAGCAUCUGCAAUACCACAGAGAGAACACCAUCCAACGGCAACGGCUCAGUCAGCUAGUGGCCAGCGAGGUAAUAGCUCCACAGCCUGUUAAACAUAUCGGUGGAGAAGGACCAGAGAUCAUUCAGCAUCCAAACAUUCUGCAGAAUCAGUUGUCCGCGCAUGUCUACCAAACUGGAUACCUAGUUCCGACGAUACUUUGGGGAAUAGCCGCGAACCAGGCACAGCAAGCCCAACUGAUGUUACAGCAGCAGCAACGACAACUGCAGCUACAGCAGCAACAGCAAUUGCGGCAACAGCAGCAAGAGAAAGAACAAGAACAUUUGCAACGUCAAUCGGAAGAGGAGCUGGAGCAGCAACAGCAACUGGAUCUGCAACAGUUUCAGCAGCAACAGCAAGAACUACUGCUGAAGAAGGAUAUUCAGCAACAGCAGCGUCACCAGUUGCAACGACAGAGGCUGCAACAACGACAGCAGGAGCAACAAAAACGCGAACUGCAAAAACUAGAGGAGCAAAGGCAAUUGGAACAGCAACAACUGCUGCAGCAACUGGAGGAACAGAAGCUGCAACAGCAACUAGAGGAACAAAAGCUGCAACGGCAGCUAGAGGAACAAAGACAGCAAGAGUUAGAGAAACAAAAAUUACACGAGCAAUACAUUCAGGAACAGCAACGACUUCAAGAGGAAAGACAGCAAAAACUGGAACAGAAAAAACUGGAGCAACAAAGGCUGAUACAGGAACAAAAACUGCGUCAGCUAGAACAGAAACGGCUGCAGGAGCAGCAGAUACAAGAGCAGCUGAAGCUACAGCAGCAAAGACAGCAAAAAUUGGAACAGGAACAGCGGCAACGACUGCUAAAGGAACAAAGGCAACAGCAACUGGAACAGGAACGACUGAAGGAACAACUGAAACAGGUGCAGGAAAAGCUAGAAGAACAAAGACAGCGAAAACUGGAACAGCAACAGCAGCAACAGCUAGAACAACAACGGCUGCUGGAACAGGAGCGGUACCGGUUUGAACAGGAAGUUCUGCAGCAGCAGCAGCAGCAGCAACAAUAUCAGCAAUUGCAAGAAAAUCAACUGCAGCGACAGGAGCAGCAGCAGGGCCAGCAGGUUCAGCAGCAGCCAAUUCCGCAGCAGUUGAUUCAGCAGCAGCAGCAGAUUCAGCAGCAGCAGCAGAUUCAGCAGCAACAGAUUCAGCAGCAGCAGAUUCAACAACAGCAGAUUCAACAGCAGCUGCUCCAGCAACAAGAUUCUCCACAACAAAAGCAGUUACAGCAACAACAGCAGCAGCAACAGCAACAGCAGCUGCUGCAGCAGCAACAGCAGAAACAGCAACAACAGCAGCUGGAACAGCGGCAGCAACAGCAGCUGGAACAGCGGCAGCAACAGCAGCAACAGCAGCAGCAGCAACAACAACGACAGCAGCAGCAGCAACAGCAAAGUUCCCCACAACAAAAUCAGUUGCAAGUACAGCAACUGCAACAGCAGCAGAGAGAUCAACAGCAGCUCCAACAGCAACAGAUUCAACAGCAGCUGGUCCAACAGCAGCAGCAACAAAUUCAGCAGCAACAAAUACAACAGCAACAGAUUCAACAGCAGCAAAUUCAACAGCAACAAAAUUCUCCACAGCAAAAUCAGUUGCAAGUGCAGCAGUUCCAACAACAGCAGAUACAGCAACAGCAAAACCCUCCACAACAACAACAACAACAAUUGCAAGUGCAACAAUUCCAACAGCAGCAGAUUGAACGACAGCAGAUACAGCAGCAACAACUUCAGCAACAAAACUCUCCACAGCAACAGCAGUUGCAAGUGCAGCAGUUCCAACAGCAACAAAUCGAACAACAACAGAUCCAACAGCAACAAAUUGAACAACAGCAAAUUCAGCAGCAACAGAUCCAACAGCAGCAGCUUCAGCAAUUCCAGCAACAGCUGCUUCAGCAGCAGCAACAGCAACAACAACAACCGCAGCUACAAAUUCCCCCUUUACAACAACAACAACAACAACAACAGCAUCUCAACUCGUUCCCCACUCAGAUUCCGAUUGUGCAGAAUCAACCGACCCAAGGUACUGAAACUCUGUCCCGAGAACUGCUGAGUCGUAGUUUUCAAAAUUCUAUCGAGGAUUCUAGUGGCAAUUCCUUGCUGCAAGAAUCGCAGUCCAAUGAAUUCUCCGGACUUCGAGAUAGUUACGGACGGCUACUGGAUGGGAACUUGCUAGACUAUAAGCAACCACAGGAGCCAGGGCGUCCGGACCCGAUAGGAACGGGUGACACGAACACAUCGGUCGAGGAGUUCGAAGGGAGAACGGAUCCGCUGGAGUUGACCGAAAUUUUGGUAAGACGAAACGGAGGAUUGACCGUUGAUCAGUUUAACAAACUCUUCAGGGAGUAUCUGACGAAAGACCUGACGGAGGAAGAUUUGCGGGAAAGUUAUGCCAAUAGUGAAGCGGGCGGUGUCGGUCCCAACUUGUCCGAGGGUACUGUGACAACUACUGAAGCAAACAGGUUCCAGGAGCAACAAGGGCAGUCGGAAGAUUCCCGAAAUGAGUUAUCCAACUCAUCCGAAUCGGGUGAGGAUAUCAAAGUCCAGAUCAACAAAACGGCCGCUCGCUUUGAACCGAUCGUGAAGAUCGGUUACGGAGGAUCCAAGUCGCAUCAGGGUGUGUACAAGUCGCCCAAGUUCUUUGAGAAACUGAAAGAAUCCAGCAGUAUUGAGGAGGUGGGCCAGGUGGGACAGGUGGUACCGUUGGGACAGGUGGGACAGUGGCAUCCUCCGAUGCAACCGCAGGAUCCCACCCUCCGUGCCUUUGUGGAUCAUCCCGUGUUCGGUUUCACGGCACCCAGAGAUGAAAUUAAUCAGAUGCAAGAGCAGAACAAACACCAGCACGAGAGUCUCCUGCAGCUACAGCAGCAGCAGGAGAAUAGCGUAGGUAACGAACCUAACGAAAGUGGCCAUCCAGAAGCAGGAAUAAGUUAUAUUAAGUUUGAAAAGUUUAUCUAA
This is a messenger RNA of Topomyia yanbarensis, 4776 nucleotides long. Its product is annotated as trichohyalin-like. The transcript is spliced from 3 exons. The coding region runs from base 1 to 4776 and encodes 1591 amino acids. The record is from RefSeq and is a predicted model, not a curated record. NCBI's taxonomy places the organism in Eukaryota, Metazoa, Arthropoda, Insecta, Diptera, Culicidae.